Messenger RNA from Oryzias melastigma (Indian medaka), 1648 nucleotides. It is a transcript of the gene zmynd10, whose product is annotated as zinc finger, MYND-type containing 10. NCBI's taxonomy places the organism in Eukaryota, Metazoa, Chordata, Actinopteri, Beloniformes, Adrianichthyidae. Bases 140 to 1450 code for a protein of 436 amino acids. The transcript has 12 exons. Gene Ontology annotation, biological process: inner dynein arm assembly; outer dynein arm assembly; motile cilium assembly. Gene Ontology annotation, cellular component: centriolar satellite; cytoplasm. The record is from RefSeq and is a predicted model, not a curated record.
ACCAAAACUGCACUCGCUUGCGCUGGGUUUGCGGUCGCCUAGGCAACCAAAGAGGAAAAGUUUGUCGACAGUCGCUUUUUAAGAGAAUCCGACUAAAAGGACUGACUUUAACUACAUAUUUUUGUUAAGAUACAUCGAAAUGGAAACGUCUGGUAUUCUGUCUGUUGAAGCAGAGGCGUUUGUAAAAAGUCUGGAAACCUUUAGUAUCAAAGAGGUGGGCUCUUUAAGAUGGUUCACACAGCAUGAGUACAUUCAAAAGUUGAACAUGCAGGCAGUGCUGGAUGCUUCAGUCAUGCACGAUGAGACAGUCAAGGAGCUCCUGGUUUCCUUUGGAAAGAUACCGGUUCUGAUCCAUGAGCUGAUCCUCAUAGAGGUGUGGAAGCACAAAGUGUUUCCCAUCUUGUGCCAGCUGCAGGACUUUAAUCCAAAGAAUUCAUUUCAACUUUACAUGGUGAUCUACCAUGAAUCCACGAUCAUAAACCUGCUCCAGACGGUGUUGUUUCAUAAGGAUUCAUGUGAGGCAGCUGAAGACGCUCUUCUAGAUUUGGUGGAUUACUGUCACCGAAAGCUCACCUUACUGGCCAGUAAACAGACCAGAGACAACAGCACCAGCUCUAAACCACAGGAGAAUGUAUCUUCUACUGAGGAACUGAAGGAGUUGAGCGCUUCAUUGGAGUUUGGCAUCUCCCUGGCAGCAGUAUCUGUGCUGUGCCACAUUACAGGCCAUAACAACAAUCUAAGCGUGAUGAAUCGCAUGCUGUGCACACACAACGUGCCUUGUGUCCUCGUUCAGCUGAUUGUUUCCUGCCCCUGGAGCUGCCAGAGACAAGGGGAGGUCCAAAAGUACAUUGAUGGCAGCUGGCAGAAGAUUCCAGUUGAAGACUAUUUCAAGAUGACCAAACUUGAUGGUCAGGUUUGGAUUUCUCUUUACAAUCUGCUCCUUAAUGAAGACUCCCUGAGAAUGUACGACUUCAACAGCUUCAACAGGGAUCAACUCUCUAAGCUUAGGACCUUCUUGACAGAUGUACUGAUAGACCAGAUGCCAAGUUUGGUGGAACUUCAGCGUUUCUUGACUCAACUCGCUGUUAUGGAGCCAGCCCCACCAAAGAAACAGCUUCUCCUGGAGCUGAUCCCAAAAAUAUGGACCCACAUUGUUGAAACAAACUCUGGAAAGUGGAAGGGAAUAGCUAAAUAUCAGGCCAAGGAAACAUUCAACCCUUCAGAAAGUGACUUGACCCAACUGGCAAAGAGGUUGGGUCAAAUCUAUAACUGGGACGUAAUGGAGAAUUUUCAUCAGGAAAAGCCCAAGUGUGGAUCAUGUGGGAGAGAGGCUUCAAAGCGAUGCUCUCGAUGUCAGGCAGAGUGGUACUGCCACAGAAGAUGUCAAGUUCAGCACUGGCCAAAGCAUAAGAAAGCCUGCCAGCUCAUGGAAAGUUCUACAACAUCCUAGAGGAGCAGCAAUAGUUUAAACUUGUUGAGAGUGAGGUGUAAUAUUCUGAUAUAUCUAGUAUCUUCUGUAUAUUCUACCAAAAUAUCAAAGAUGACAUUUUAAAAGAUUAUUUUCGGUCAUUUGAAAUAUUCUGUACUUUUUAAAGUUUGACUUUGUUGGACAGAAAAAAUGGUCAAUAAACAAAAAAACAUGUUUUAA